UUAAUGUAUGACCGUGUUUACAGUGCGCAGUGCUAACUAACCCAGUCAGCAGAAUAAACCAGCUGGAUGAGUGUUCAGAGGUGACACUUAUGACAAGAAUCCGCUGAGGAGACCUGAAGGGAACCGACGCCACGCGACGCGUCAUCAACGCGUGGAAAAGUGCCAAGGCGAGACAGACAGGUGAGCGUCAGUGAGAGCACCGCGCAACGCGAUCAUGGGGCGCUACAGCGGCAAGACGUGCCGCCUGAUCCUGAUGCUGGUCAUCACCGUCAUCUUCUUCGUGGCGGAGAUCGUGGCGGGGUACAUGGGCAACUCCAUCGCGCUGGUGUCGGACUCGUUCAACAUGCUGUCGGACAUUCUGUCGCUGUGCGUCGGGCUGACGGCGGCGCGGGUGUCGCGUCGCGCGGGCUCGGGGCGCUUCACGUACGGCAUGGGCCGCGCGGAGGUGGUGGGCGCGCUGGCUAACGCCGUGUUCCUCGCCGCGCUCUGCUUCUCUGUGUCCAUGGAGUCGCUGAAGAGGCUCGCCAUGCCGCAGGCCAUCGAUGACCCGCCGCUGGUGCUGAUCGUGGGCUCGCUGGGGCUCACGGUGAACGUGCUCGGGCUGCUGAUCUUCCAGGACUGCAGCCGCUGCCUGCGCGCGACGCGACGGAACGACGCGCCUGUGCCGCGCGACGCGGAGGAGGAAGAAGCAGGCCUGCAGGAGAAGAAGGCUGGGAGCGACGGGCCUCCUCUGAACAUCCGGGGCGUGCUGCUGCAUGUGUUGAAUGACGCGCUGGGCUCGGUGGUGGUGGUGGUGGCCUCGGCUCUGUUCUACGUGUGGCCCCUGGCCCCUGAGAGCCCGUGUAACUGGCAGUGUUACGUGGACCCCAGUCUGACGCUGGUCAUGGUGGUCAUCAUCAUGUUGUCAGCUGCUCCUCUGGUCAAAGAAACGGCUGGGAUCCUGCUGCAGAUGAGUCCCCCUGAUCUGCCGCUCACCGCAGUCUUGGAGAGCGUGUGCAAACUCCCCGGCGUGGCGAGCGUUCACGAGGCUCAUGUCUGGGAGUUAUCUAAAGGACAGAACGUGGCCUCACUGCACGUCAAAGUGUCUGCUGACCUGCAGGACCCGGCUCUUCAGACGCAGAUCCAGCAGCUGUUCCACCGCGCCGGCGUCCACAGCGUCACGGUUCAGCUGGAGCGCGCCAACGGAGAGAUGCCCUGCUGUCCUCCUGCCUCCAGAGACGUGACCGAGAAACAGAAGCAAAUAUCAGCCAAACACACCGAGAGCACCAAGUUCUGAAGCGGUUUCUCGACCCGGCCGGUUCCCAUGAUAAUGCACAGAACAAACAGACCUCGUGUUUAAUUCCUCCUCACGACUGUGCCUCGCUGCCCUUUCAGACUCCAGCUAAUGAUUCCUAGUAAUUGUGCUUCGUUAGUUUGAGACGGUGCCUGACGGAAUCCGGAUCAUCAGUCUAAUUAAUCAGCAGCUUAUUUAUUGCUCUGAAUAAUGAAGCCCGUCCAGCUCAUAUUUCAGCCCAAAACAACAGGAUAAAAACACAUAAUCAAGCCAAAGUCUCAUGAGUGUGUAAAGAAUGCAAACAUAAUGAUAGUAUUUGCCGUAGUGCCUCUAAUGCUUAUGCUGAUAUAUGUAAUAAAUAAUAAUCUGUAUUACAGUAAUAUGCAAUUAUUGUUUCAAAAAUAUUUUUUCGUUUCUUUUGAUUUUGGGGUGAAAUUCGACCUGGACAUGGUUUCAUGAGAUUCGUUCCAAUAGCAUAUUUACAUUCCGUAUUGUUAUUUAUGACCUUUUGCUCUUAAUAAUCUUUAUAACUUCUUGGUAAUUCAGGGAAACACAUAGAAUUAACUGAUAUUUAGUUGUUGUUGUGGUGUGAGAGUGUGUGUCUUUGUGUGAGUGUGUAUUUGAAAGACAAUCAAAUGUACUUUAAAACUGUAUACACUAAUAUUAAACAUUUUGGUUGAAAUCAAAUUUAGCCUUUCUAAGGAAACAGAUUUGAAUGGAUGUGAACAGUGAACUGCUCUGUUUAUU
This is a messenger RNA of Sinocyclocheilus rhinocerous, 2020 nucleotides long. RefSeq names its product solute carrier family 30 member 10 (gene slc30a10). Gene Ontology annotation, cellular component: membrane. Gene Ontology annotation, biological process: manganese ion transport; zinc ion transmembrane transport; detoxification of zinc ion. Bases 215 to 1276 code for a protein of 353 amino acids. The transcript is spliced from 4 exons. The record is from RefSeq and is a predicted model, not a curated record. NCBI's taxonomy places the organism in Eukaryota, Metazoa, Chordata, Actinopteri, Cypriniformes, Cyprinidae. Gene Ontology annotation, molecular function: zinc ion transmembrane transporter activity.